This is a messenger RNA of Rotaria sp. Silwood1, 2893 nucleotides long. Lineage: Eukaryota; Metazoa; Rotifera; Eurotatoria; Philodinida; Philodinidae. The record is from the annotation of a GenBank genome assembly.
AUGGCAUCGUCAUCAGUCAUCGCAAAACAAAGCACUUACAACAUUGUUGCAACGGAUGUUAGUUCAUCUAUGGAGAAAAUCCAAGACUACAAAAGUUUAGAUUUAGAACCUUUCGAAAAAAGUCCAGUAUGGUCUGAUGAAUAUCUUUCACAACUGAACAUCCAACGUCGUCCUUUUGAUUUUCAAAUUGAACUCAUUCAAUCUGUCAUAAACAAUGGAAAUUCGAUUGUUAGUUUACGAACAGGUGCAGGAAAAACAUACAUAGCUGCACUUUUAAUAAAAUAUUAUUAUAUAAAGAAACGAAAAGAAAAAAAUGAACAGUUUUUAACAUUUUUCUUUGUUCCUCAUCGUUCAAUUCGUGAUCAACAAGUAAAAGCUAUACGCGAUGUUGGCGAUCUUCGUGUUAUGCCUUGUGAUGAUAAUUCAACAGCUAAUGAAUUUGUUCAAUAUAGUCAUGUUGUUGUUUGUACACCACAAAAGUUUUUGAAUUGUUUAAUCGAUAAAACUAUUCUUUUAAAUCAACUUGAUUUGUUAAUAUUUGAUGAAUGUCAUAAUUGCAUUGGAAAUCAUCCAUAUUUGAAAAUGAUGGAACAAUAUUUAGUUUAUUAUCAAUCGAAGCAUCAACCGAAAAUAAUUGGUCUUACUGCUUCUUGUGGAACAAAACUAACAAAUCCAAAGUUAGUAAUUGAAGAAUUAUCAGAUGCUGAAAAGCGUCGAAAUAAUGCUCUCAAUAAGCUUUAUGAAUUAUGUGCAACACUCAAUUGUCAUGAUGUUGUAACUGUAAAAAAAGCAGAACAUAUAGAAGAAUUGAAUAAAAAAAUACAUAGACCAACAGAUGAUCAAAUUCUCACUGUUCAAUCAAUGUCAUUUGAUCAGUAUAUAAAAAAAUUAGUAGAAAUAAUUGAAUCUCUAUUAGGCUAUAUUGGAUCUAAAUGUUCUCCAAGUAUUGAUGCAUUAACCGAUGAACAACAAUUAGUUCAAAAACAAAGGGAUGCAGAGAUAUACAAUAAUUUCACUAAUGUGAUAUUGAUUAAAUACAUGAUUAUGUUUGUUAAAAGACUCCAUGCAUUAACUGAUUUACCAUUGAAAUCAAUAAUAAAUGAUAUCAUCAAGAAAAUUGAUCUAUUUUACAAUAAAAAAGAAACGCCAAUAGAAAUUGAAACUAAAAUUCAUGAUUAUUGUCUACAAACAGUAAAUAGUAUAGUCGAUCAAUUGAAAGAAAGUCAAUAUUAUUUAACAAAUCCUAAACUUGAUUUUUUAACUAAUUUAUUACAACGACUUAUUAAACAAAGAGACAAUGCAAGAGGAUUAAUUUUAGUAUCGCGUACACUUUAUGCUAAGCUAAUGUUUGAUUAUUUCAAUGAACGUGAAGAUAUUAAGUCUUAUCAAUCAAUGAUGAAGUAUUUAGGAUUGUCGAAUGUGUUGAUUGCUACAGAUAUCGUACAAGAAGGUUUGGAUGUACCGGAAUGUUCUUUUGUUAUACGUUAUGAAUUUGUUUCAAAUGAAAUUGGCACAGUUCAAUCAAGAGGACGAGCUCGAGCAGAAAAAAGCUCUUUUUUUCUAGUUGUUGAUGAAGGUUCAAAAAAUCCCAUUAAAGAGAUGACAAAUCGUUUGAAAGAAUUGGAAAUGCUAGAAGCACUUAACAGUUGGCAACAAAUAUCACCUGAUCAAUUGAAACUUAAUCUUCAAAAAGUGCAGAAUAGAAUUAUUAAUCAAUGGCGUGUCGAAGCAGAAUUGCAACGAAUAAUUCAAUCUAAUUUAGCAGAUCCACAGACCAUAGAUGGCAAAGUUUCAUGUCGUUCAUGCGAUCAUUAUUUAGGUCAACUUUCAUGGUUACGCAAACGAAGAAAAGUUCGAUGUGGCAAUAGAAAAUGUCGUGAGGAUAUAGGUGGAGCCCAACAAUUUACAGAUCGACCAGAUAUUCUAGAAAUAUGUGCACUUACAUGUAAAAAAUUGAAAUUUUCUUUCAAAGAUUUAUACGGCAAUUAUCACAUUUCAACGUUCAAGAAAUGGACUGACGUUAGAUUUAAAAUACUUGAAUUGGAGCCACCCAUGUCAACCAAUACAGUACCUGUUCAACAGUAGAUCACUAUUCUCCCUGAUUUUUACUAACCAUAUAUCUAUACUUCGAUGAAACAUAUAUUUAUACAAGAUAUUUGAGAACUGCCCACAAUAUGAUUUUAUUAUGUUUUGUGGAUUCAAUAUCGUUCUUUGUUCGAUGCAAUAUUGUCUCCGACUGAGACUGGUCGUUUUUCGUCUGUGUUCGAUUUCUCACGUAAUGUCCUAGAUAUAUGUGUGUUGAUAGGGUGUGGGUAUGGGUGUGGGUGUGGAUGGGGUGUGGGUGGGUGUGAGUGUGGGUGUGUAGGUGUGGGUGAGUGUGCAGAUAAAAAAACCACUUACAUCCACACGCACACCCACAUCCUUACACCCACAUACACCCACACCCACACCCCACCCUCUUGAAAGAGUGUCAAGUCUAAAAGACUCUCUUAUCCCUUUACAGCCGGAUGUAUCCAUUUAGAUACAUGAAGCCAAUGUUUUACGAAGAAGUAACUUGUAAUGAUGAUAUGAAAUGUUUUGACGAUUUGAUAAAUAAGUUAACACAUUUCAACACACAUUCACGUGUUUAGAAGAGGGAAAUAAUACUCACUAAGAAAAUGGCCGGCUCUAUCCAAAAUGCCCCAAAAUAGCGUUCGUAUAGAAACAAUCCUUUUCUCGUAUCUCUAAAUAAUCAAACUUCGAAGCAAACAGUUGUUAAUUUUCCUUCAUAGACCUACUGUCUAUUGGAUCCUAAGACGGAUUAUUUAAAAAAUCCGAAUGAUAAAAAAUGGGGAUGUAUCCAUUUAGAUACAUCCGGCCACUAAGGGACAAAAAUUUUGAAAAAGUCAUUUCU